Hydra vulgaris (swiftwater hydra) is the source of this 1109-nucleotide messenger RNA. RefSeq lists its product as uncharacterized. The record is from RefSeq and is a predicted model, not a curated record. Lineage: Eukaryota; Metazoa; Cnidaria; Hydrozoa; Anthoathecata; Hydridae.
ACACAUAAAUAGUAUUAAACAUUAUAUUACUAAAAAAAUAACAGUAUAAACAACAGCAGUUAUUAAAGCAGGAAUAAAGAAAUCAAGUAAUUAGUUAUGAUUUUGGCAUUAUUGUUUGUUUUGGUAGUAAACGUUCUACCAGUUCAACCUACUUGCUUGUCGGUUCUGGACGGAAAAAGUUGUGAAAUAAUUCAACAUGCUGGAUAUAUGCUUUCUAGAGAAAUUAAGAUGGGAAACAUUUUUUUAAACAAUAUACUGUUGAUUUCCAUGGAAAAUAAUCUAAAGCUAAUUGAAUCUCUGAUUCCACCGUUAAAGAUUCAAUUGACAAACAUUAAAAUAAAUAACCCUGGAAUUACCCCAAUUGAAAUGCCAACUGAAGCAAUAGAAAAAAAUUUAGUAAAAUAUCUAGUACACUCAGCACUUGCAGAAAACAAAAAAUUUUUGGAGCUGAUUGUUAAAGCUGCUUCUACUUUAGUUAAUGAUUAUAAAACAUCAAAGCAUUUGAUGGAGUAUCCUGGAAUCCAAAUGACUUACAGUGGUUUUUCUUUACUCAAAUCUGAGUCUAAUAACUUGCACGAUAUAAUCAAGCACGCGUUACCUGAACUUCAAUCAUUAAUGACAUCGGUAGAUACCGGUUUAAAAACUUCUGCAAAAACGUUGAUUGAUAUUUUUAUUCAAAGUAUUAAAUCUUUGCUUCAAGACAAAUUGCAAAUCAGUUAUGAACAAAUUGAAAGUGACAUGUUAGUUUUUUCAAAUCAAUCUAAUCAAUUACUUGUUAAAAGUAUGCUUAGUCGUGGUGAAAAUAUACUACAGGAGGCAGUAAAAUACAUAGAAGAAAUUGAUAGCCAAGUUGAGUUGUUGAAGGAAGAUCCGAUUAAAUUGAAACUAGCUUUAGAGCCUGCACGGUCACUAGUUUUUGAGAUACUCGCAAGUACCCAAAAGACGGAUGCAUAUGACUUCAUUGGGAUUAAAAUUCAAAUCGCAAUGAACAUUCUUAAAACGUGUUUCAGCGAAAUAAAAAAAUCGUUGACAUAGAUUCGAUGAGAUUUAGUCUUGAAGAAUAACGACAAGAAGAACUUUUAAUUAUAUAUGAUUUAUUGGAUAUAUUA